ACUGAAAAUUAAGAUGGCCGGAACCGGUUUCAACCAGAAAUUGCGCGGUAAUAUUCACUGAAGUGUGCGAUUGUGUACGAAGCAAGAUUCAAAAUUUUGUACAUAAUUUAAUAAUUGACUAUCUGAAUUGUUUUCAUAACUCAUGAUACAUAUAUGUUUAUGUGAUGUUGAAAGUGUCUGAAAGAAACUGAAAGUUCAUUACAAUAUAACAAUUAAACACAAGAAAAUACAUAUGUGUUUCUAAAAUGUUUUUUCACAUAUUAAAGAUAUUAGUCAGAAAUAAUCAAUGUUAUAUGUGAACAGUUUCAUAUAUUAUUAAGCUGUCCAAAUGGCACAAAUGACUGAGGUAAAGUUUGGGGACUUCCAAAUAGAUCAGCGAUAUAAAAAAUUAGAGCGGGAAUUGAAACUAGCUUCUCUUAGAAAGGAACAUAACAUCAAUGAAUCAAUUUCAUCUCCACAUUUCUCUAAUAUCGAUUCAAAUUUAACUAAAUCUAGCACCAGUAUUUCUACUUUACACAAUUCUAAAAUGGACAAUGAUGUUGUUUCUUCAAGCAAGAAUUUAAGAAAUAUAUUUCUACAAAGGAACUUAACUAAGCGAAAUUCUCUUCAGGAUGAUUAUCUUAUGAUGAAGCCACCUAGCACUCACAAAGUUCCCAGAACCUCUAAUAAAUCAAAUUAUACACUAAGAUGUAAUUCAAGAGUUUCCAAUGAAUACACUGAUAGUGUUAAUUCUUUACAAAAUAGUUCUGAUAAUUUACAAAAUAAGAAAACUGUAGUUUUCAUGAAGUGGAAAGUUAUGUUAACUGAACGGGGUCAAUUAGCUGUUAAAGGAAUAUUACAAUGUAAAAAGUAUUUUCAAACCAAACCUAUUGUAAAAAGAUUAACAGGUACAAGCGUGGAAUGUGCUUGUAAGGAUGUGUAUCAUUUGCAAGGAAAUAUUGUUGAUGAUGAUGAAGAAUUACCAGAAUAUGUGAGGGGUAAAUUUUAUAAUGGGUUUCCUGAGGACUGGAGAAAUGUUCAUCAACUGUGGAAAACAUAUAUACAACAAGGAUGUAGAUUAUCUUUUCGUUGGCCUACUGCUAUUGCAGACAGUGAUGAUGAUUUGAAAAGUGAAGUAACAGAUGUUACGUAUUUACAUUCAGAAAAUUUUAAGCAUGACUUAUCAGACUCAAGAUCUUUAAAAAAAUCAUUUGAUUCUGAAUGUUCAAUCAACUGUUCACAAAAUGACAAUAAUAAAACUUUUACUUUGCAUAAUUGUGAAAGAAGAAAUUCGUAUGCACAAACAUCAAUAUCAAUAUCUGAAAAUUCAUUGUAUAAUACCAACAUUCAGAUUCCAUCGAAAAAGUAUAAUAUGUGUAAUGCAGAGUGUGAUAAAACACUGGAAGAUCUAAGUUUUGAUUAUACUGACACUAAAAAUAAAGUUGCAUUGAAGGGAAAAUUAAACACCCUUCUAAACAACUUAUUGGAUAAAAACUGUCCCAAAAAAUGCAUUUCUGAAAUUAUUAAGAUAGUUGAAUGUCUAAAUAAUGUUGUGUCAAUUGAAAGUAAUGAAUCCACUACAGAAGAUUUAAAACAAGAGAAUCAGAAAAAUAAACAGGAUAUAGAAACAAGUUCUGAUUCCGAAAAAUUAGAAUCAGUUUCUAUGGUAAAUAAUACAGGAAGCAUGCAGAGUAAUUCAAUGCUUUAUCAUAAAUGUACUGCAGAAGAUAAAAUUGUAAACAAUGAAAUUGCCAAUAGUUAUGAACUAUUACCAAGAAAACGAACGUUCACAAAAAUGAAUGAAGAUAAUAGCAAUGAUAGCUUUGAAAGUGAAAAUGAAAUUUAUGCAGGAACUCCUAAAAUACCAGUGAGACAAUUCUUUAAAAAAAGAGGAACAUUAACAAAAUCUUAUAAACGUAGGUCAAAAAAAGUGGCACAUAAAAAAUAUGAUGUUGCGAGUAAACAUGCUUCAGAUACAUCUUCAUCUGACAGUUCUAUUGACAAAUUGAGAUCAAAACAAAACGAUGACAUACAUUUGAAGGAUUGUAGUGCAAAGCAUGAAACACAUUUUUCCGGCACAAAACGAGACGAUAUUAAUCCAAAUAUUACCAAAUCCGUUGAUUUCGAUAUGUCGAAAGAAGAACAAUGGAACCGAUUAAGUAAUCUUAAUAACGAUAAAAGUAUACAUAAAGUACAGAAGUGUUUCAUAGGAGAAAAUUCAACACCCAUUCAUAGAUCUGCUAGCAAUGUUUUUAAUUGUCUUGAUGGAAUGAAAACUAGAAAAUCUGAAUACAUGUUAACUGAGAAUCAUAACAAUAUCGAAAAACAAAUGAAUUUUGAUGCGGAACAAACAAGUGAAGAAACAAAAGAAGAAGCAAAUUCUGAUAAGGAACAUACUAAUGAGAAUUAUACAUAUCGUGAAUCACCUAAAAAAUUCACGUACAAUAAUACUAGUAAAAUUGCAAAACCUACCAUAACCAGCUCAAUACCUGUUUAUAUAAAAGUUAAAGAUUCAGGAUCAAAGCUUCUGUCAGAACCGCAAAAACCAAGAACAAAUGUAGUUGAUAAUGAAAAGAAGAGUACUAAAGAAUCGAACAAGGAAAAUAAAAAGACACGUAAAAGGUCUCCUAUAAAAUUGCGUGGUGUAAAAACUGAUAAUUCAACUUUGUUAAGUGAUAGUAAGAAAAAUAUUGAAAAACAUAUUGAAGUUCAGUUAGAUGAUGUAGAUUCUACCACUUUAAAAAUGUCACAAGCUAAUUUGGAAAUCUUUAAAGAUAGUCAACAAAAUAUAAGCAACCAUAAACCAAAAAAGUUAACUGCUUGGGCACCGAAAGUCUUGUGCAAGUCAGAAUUGUCUUUAAUCUUCGAAGGGUCAUUAUUAAACGAUGCUGGUCACUUAGUAAGCAAAAAAUUCCAAACUGAUAACGUACUUCGCAGAGUAUCAGCAAAAGUAAUUGAGACAGAGGAUCAUGAAUUGUAUGAGUUAGUUGGUGAUUUAAAUGAUAAAAAACAUGCUGUACCUAAAGAAUUGGUAAAUGAUUGUCGUAAUGGUUGUCCUGCAAGAAUAGAUCAGUUUUGUAGGAAAUGGAAAAUAUUGCAAGAAAAUGCAAAUUCGACACAGGACAUUACUACUAUUGGAGAUUUAAAUGUUGGUGUAAGUUCAAAAGGCAGGAGAAUUAUACGCCCAUUAAGUUAUUGGACAGGAGAACGUAUUACUUUUAAAGAUGACAAUCCAAUAUAUAGCCCUGGUAUUUCAGAAGCCACGACUAAUAAGAUGACAGAUAAUGAAAAAAUUGAAAGCAGCGAAUUUCGAAAAUCUGACAGAAUAAAGAAACAGAGAAAAAGUAAACCAAAGCUAGAAUCAGAUUCCUCUCUCAACAGAGAAUAUAUGCACUCCCAUAAGAAGGAACACAGAGUUAAGAGAAAUAAGCCGAAACCACUUAGCUCGAGGUCAGAGAAUCUACGUGAACCUUAUGUGAUGAGUAUUGAACCAAAAUUAAUUAAAAACUCGACGAAAACGAAUGAGAAUACCAACAGCUCAGAACAAAUGUCGAUGAACCGCCAAUUUUCAAACGGAGAGGAUUGUAUCGUAGCAACAUAUUAUUUGAAGACUUCACUAAAUGACGAGGUAUUAUCUGAGGACCAGGAAUCUCAUGUAUAAAAUAACAUUCCUUGCAACUAUUUUGUUUAUAUGUCUUUGUAUAUUUUAUAUUGUAUUACUUUUCUAAAUAAAAGAUAAAAUUUAUGU
Molecule: messenger RNA, 3727 nt
Organism: Megachile rotundata (alfalfa leafcutting bee)
Lineage: Eukaryota; Metazoa; Arthropoda; Insecta; Hymenoptera; Megachilidae
Source: RefSeq, a predicted model, not a curated record